Molecule: messenger RNA, 1097 nt
Organism: Diatraea saccharalis (sugarcane borer)
Lineage: Eukaryota; Metazoa; Arthropoda; Insecta; Lepidoptera; Crambidae
Source: the annotation of a GenBank genome assembly
GCCUCAACGAAUUUCUUACGUACGUACGUAAUAUGUAUGUAGUGAUUUCAUUUAUUUUGCGUCGUUUCAUUAAAAUAACUGGAUAUAUCUGUACUGAUCUUUCAUCUAAUAAAAUAAAUCCUUACCCCUAUAUCUGUGGUGCAUUGAAGAUCUCACUCAACUCCCGUGAAGACUUUUAUUGAGUGUAGAGCGAAGAAACUAAGUAUUACAUUCCUUUAAAUAAGAACGUUAAUGUUUAAAAGAAACAGGGAAAAUCUAAAACAAAAUAUUUCUUUCUCAAGAUCAUGUCGACUUCCGGUGUUUAUUUUAAUAAAACCAAGUUUAUGUUAAAAUCGAGAGAUGAUCAGCCAGAUGACGAAGUUGUCGAUACAUUUUGUUUGGACGGCAAUUAUGAAAUAAAGUGUGGUUAUCCAAACAGUGCAGCUCUCGCCGAAAAUGUGGAUUACGAUGACUUUGAAAGGGCUGUGAAUUGUAAAGCUGUGUUUUUUUAUGGAAAUAUCUUAUAUAAAUCUGAUGAACCUAAGAUAUGGGAAUAUAUAGACUUGAUGAUUGAAACGACGUACAAGACAGAAUUAUCAGUGCCUGUAGACACCAGUGUGGAAACUAAUAUAAAAUUGGAAGGUGGCACCAUUUGCCCUUCCAUUCACACUUUAUUUUCGUACGACGGUAAAUUGUUCACUUUAUAUGGAAGAUACAUUUACGGAUACGAUGCUCCUCAUGUGAAAUUUUCGUUAUGUGAUAAACCACAAAAAUAUUACUCGAGUAGUGAUGAGAACGAUGAUGACGCAGAAAGUGAGGAAGAUUACGUAGGAAGUGACGGGAGUUUCGAAAGUUAUGAUUUCAAAAGAAAGAAGUAUGAGAGAGAUCCGAAUGGUGAAUAUUAUGGUGAUUGGAAGCUCAAACCGCCAAUAAUUAAUUCGGAAGAAAUAGUUCUGCCUAUUGUUGCCAAUAAUAUACGAUGUAAAAAACUUGAAGACUAUUUGGAUGAUUAUGUAUAUUCCUUUGCAAUUGUUGAUGAUAAGACGAAAGUGUUACAAGCGUUUGCUUUAUAUCGUUGAUUUAGUAAUUGUGUCUACUCUUUUAAUCAAUAAAGAAUU